Lizanozyma spartinae is the source of this 678-nucleotide messenger RNA. It is a transcript of the gene CWC24, whose product is annotated as U2-type spliceosomal complex subunit. Bases 1 to 678 code for a protein of 225 amino acids. Gene Ontology annotation, biological process: snoRNA splicing. NCBI's taxonomy places the organism in Eukaryota, Fungi, Ascomycota, Pichiomycetes, Serinales, Debaryomycetaceae. The transcript has a single exon. Gene Ontology annotation, cellular component: U2-type spliceosomal complex. Gene Ontology annotation, molecular function: metal ion binding. The record is from RefSeq and is a predicted model, not a curated record.
AUGGUAGAGAAACGAGGCUUUAAGAAACGGAAGCAGUUGGGCAAAGGCAAACGACAUAAAGAGUUGGCAAAUGAUGACCAUAAAGAUCCGGAGAAAGAAGACUAUCUCGAGUCGGAGAAUCAUGACCUUGAAGACGUUACCAAGGACGCGAUAAAAGAUGCCCAUAAUGAUGAUAAAGACACUGAUCCAGAUGCUCAACUAGUUAAGAAACGGAAACCAAAUGGACCCUCUAAUAUUUCCAGUUUCUCUUCCGAUAGCCCUGGUCCAGAGAUGCUCGCGUUAACAAAUGCUCAUGGACCAAAGAAUAUCCGCACCACUACAAUCACAGACUUCCAACCGGAUGUAUGUAAAGACUUUCUUCAAACGGGCUAUUGCGGUUACGGGGACACGUGUAAGUUCAUUCACGUUCGAAACGAAUCCACUCAGAAGAAGCCUGUGCGAAGAGAUUGGGAGAUCUCCACCAGCAAACCAUCAUCAGAGGGAGACAUUGGUGGUAAAGAAUUACCCUUUAAAUGUGCUGUGUGCAAGAAAGACUAUGAUCAACCAGUGGAGACUAAAUGCAGUCACGUGUUCUGUAAGAAGUGUUUUAUGGAUCGAUAUAAGAAGGGUAAGACAAGAUGUUAUAUUUGUCAAGAAGAAACCAAUGGCAUAAUAUCACCGUAUAAAGUAGACAAGUAA